Molecule: messenger RNA, 2046 nt
Organism: Letharia columbiana
Lineage: Eukaryota; Fungi; Ascomycota; Lecanoromycetes; Lecanorales; Parmeliaceae
Exons: 3
Coding region: 1-2046 (681 amino acids)
Cellular component (GO): nucleus
Source: RefSeq, a predicted model, not a curated record
AUGUCAGGGUACGAGAAGCCUCAGGAUGCCAAUGCGAAUGAAUACGACGCGAGAAGGCCAUCACAGGCAUACUCUAGCCUUGCCGUACGCCAUGCGCGCCGACCCUCGCAAGACCCAAUGUACCUGCAGAAUGCUUUACCUGGUGCUGCGGACCCCCAGUUGCAGCAGCCCUCAACGGCGUAUGACCGGCAGACUGAUCACAUGAACUACGGAGGUAGCCCUAUUUAUCAACCGCGUGCCACGUUUGAGGCAACACCAUCGGCCUACCAAGACUUUGAGACCCCCAGAAUUUUGCGGGUGUCCCACAAUCCGCCACGAGGUACCAAAGGAGCUCUUCUCUACAUAUAUCUUGACUCAACCAGCGACCUGCUACCGGCUACACCUUCGACUGUGACUCUGAUGUUUGGGUCGCGUUCAGUUCCUGCCAGCCUGACUCGUCUGGAAGCUCCCGAGCAGGAUGUCUGCUACAGAUACAUGGUCUCUGCCAUCGCGCCAGCUUUCUCGGAGACAGGAUCUUCAAUUCUGAGGAUCCCACUAUGUCUACAAGUCCAAGAACAGUCCAAACUCGAUGCGAGGCAGGUUGAUGCUGGUUCGUGGCUAUAUGAAGAUGAGAAGCAGUUGGAAUAUCGUUCGUCUCCCCAAGAAGUCUCCCGUAAGAGAAAGGUUACCGACGAGCCAUCAGAUACCCCUCGGUCGACCAAACGUAUAACGCCGUUGGAGCAACAGACUUCACAAUCUCAAGAGUACGAAUCAUAUCCCUAUCCAUCAGCAAGCUUAGCAUACCCACAAAGCCUACAACAUAACCUCAACACCAUGCAAAGAAAAUACACUGCUUAUGGGAGAUCGCAACUCCAGCAGAGUCUCCAAUCCGAGUCAAAUACAGUGGGAUCGCAAGGUCUGAUUGGUGGUGCUUCGACUUCACAAUCUCUAAUGAGACCUCCCACGGGCCAGACCCCGUCAUGGAUUCCCUCUUAUGGGGCAGAAUAUCAGUCUGGCAGAAACCCACUACCAAACGCGGCACCAUCUUUCCAAGUCUCUUCCCUAUCCUCUCCAAGUCCAUCGAAUCCACAGCUCGUACGCUCAUCGACUUUGGCGCCGCAACCCAGUCCAAGUACUGCGUCUGCAGGCUCUUCCUCAGAUCGUAAAUUCAAUCCAUACACUUUGUACCCAAAUCGAGCCGUGCUUGAGAUUCGCGGGAACCUGAGUGCGAUGCAAGAGAGCUGGACACCAGAAGAACGUGCUGCGAAGCGGAGGAUCGUCCGGUUCUGGGGCGAGCAGAACGGCACUAACCUUAACGCCUACUUCAACCCGGUCAAAGCAGAUGGGCAACCUUUGGCACAUGAGCCGUAUGAAACUUGCAUCAGCUGUAUCUAUUGGGAAGAACGUGACGAGUAUUACAUUACCAGUGUCGACACCAUAUUCAUACUAGAGUCGCUAGUUGCUACGAAAUUUAGCAUCGAGGAGAAGAAUCGCAUUCGUCGCAAUCUCGAAGGCUUCAAGCCAUGCACUGUAUCGAAAGGCAAGCCCGAGAGCGAAAGCUUCUUUAAGCUCAUCAUGGGGCUCCUCAACCCAAAGCCUCGAGUUAUUUCGAAGGAUGUGAAGGUGUUCCACUGGCCCAUACUUGAGCAGGCUCUGAAAAAGAUCAUCAGCAAAUAUUCUGCAGACCCAUCUUCCAUCGUCGGUCCCCGUGGAAGACAGUCAAGAAACAACUUCAGCGGACCCCAGUCAGAAGCAGGUGCUGGCCGAUACAGCGACCUCUCUUCUCGUUCCAUGUCCGGCUCCGCGGUCUCCGGCGCAUAUGCACCAACACUUAAAUCGAGUCCACUCUCGCCACCUUCUGCAUCACAUGGUCUAUCCAGGUACUCACAAGCAUCUCCUUUGCAACGACUUUCAGCCCCCAGCCUCUCGCACUCCUACACCGUCCCAACACUAGGCUCGCACUACAUGCCUAACGACACCUCCAAUUCACCCUACGCCGUUCAAGUCUCUAUCCCCGACCAUUCAUCCGCCUAUACUGCCUCCAACCGUCGGCAGCCGCAGAUCUAG